Molecule: messenger RNA, 900 nt
Organism: Lycium barbarum (goji berry)
Lineage: Eukaryota; Viridiplantae; Streptophyta; Magnoliopsida; Solanales; Solanaceae
Product: ethylene-responsive transcription factor LEP-like
Exons: 2
Coding region: 1-900 (299 amino acids)
Biological process (GO): regulation of DNA-templated transcription
Molecular function (GO): DNA-binding transcription factor activity; DNA binding
Source: RefSeq, a predicted model, not a curated record
AUGGAUUUCAUCAGAUCAUCCACUUCUUCAUCAACUAAUAAGAGCACAAAUGGCAAACAAAAAGCAGAGGAAAAACAGAGCAAUUUUCGUUAUUUGGGAGUGAGGCGAAGGCCAUGGGGUCGAUAUGCUGCUGAGAUAAGAGAUCCGAAUACGAAAGAAAGGCAUUGGCUCGGGACUUUUGACACUGCUGAAGAAGCUGCAUUGGCUUAUGAUAAAGCUGCACGUUCCAUGCGCGCUAACAACAAAUCUAACAAACCAAUUCGGACCAACUUUGUCUACUCCGACAUGCCACAUGGCAAUUCUGUCACUUGUCUAGUCUCCCCUGAUGAGGAAUAUCCACAUCAAUUACAACAUCAACAACAACAACAACAUUUAUUGGUCUUCGGUCAGACGGAGAAUAUUCUUGCUCCUACUGUCAACUACACGGACUUCAGUCAGUCCUCCGUCAGCAGCGUGAAUAAUGUCGGAGGAGACAGUGGUAGUGGGGGUGGAGCAUUUGCGUUGCAACAGUACUAUAACCCCAACUACGACAUGCAUAUGGAAGACAAUUACAGGUACGAUAGUAGUAAUACAACAUCAACAGAAUUGCCACCAUUGCCAGAGGAUAUAACAAGCAGCGGCAACUGCUACUACUUCAGUGAGGGAGUUGAUCGUCAAGGUACUCAAUUUCCACUAACAGAUCAUAUGUCUAUGGGUACUUUUGGUACAAACAAUGAAUAUCACUAUGGCAUGACCUGUGGAGAAGUUGGAGCAGGUACUGACACUACAACAAGUAGUACAACAGCUGGGAGUUUUAACUAUUUCGGUUUUGAUGAUUGUUUACAGCCGCUGCAAUGCAGCAACACUAACAUGCAAGAUGAAUCCAGCAAUAGUACUACUGGGGGUUAUUGGUUCUCAUAA